ACAAAGCAUUAUGGAGACAGUCAUUACUUCCCAAGAUACUUCUCCUGAGGAUCUUCCGAUAUUUGAUUGUUCUUCUUUUCCAGAUGGUUUUAUUUGGGGAACGGCCUUGUCUGCUUAUCAGACUGAAGGUGCAGCUGAGAAAAGAGGAGUUCACACAUGGGAUACAUUUACUCAUGAUUAUCCAGAAAGGAUAACCGAUGGCAGCAAUGGAGAUAUUGCAACUGAAUUUUAUUAUAAUUUUCAAAAAGAUAUUGAAAUAAUGAAUAAACGGAUGGGUAUGAAUGCUUUUAGAUUUUCCGUUGCAUGGUCAAGAAUAAUACCUAGUGGGAAAAUAAGUGAAGGAAUAAGCGAGGAAGGAAUCGACUUUUACAAUAAAGUUAUCGAUGAAACUAUACACAAUGGAAUGGUGCCUUUUGUAACCAUAUUUCAUUGGAAUGUUCCUCAAGAUAUUGAAGAUAGCUAUGGUGGAUUUAGAAGCCAUAACAUAGUAUCCGAUUACAACGAUUAUGCGGAACUUUGCUUUAAAAGAUUCGGGGAUAGAGUGAAGAAUUGGAUCACUUUCAACGAACCCCAUAUUUUCAUUUGGCAAGGCUAUGAUUUGGGUGUUUUGGCUCCAGGCCGAGGUUCAGCUUGGGUUAAUCCAGCAUGCGUUGCAGGAGACUCAGGAACUGAACCUUACAUAGUGGCUCAUAAUUUACUCCUUGCUCAUGCAGCAGCUGUUGCAACAUAUAAGAAACAUGGUUUUGAUGGCAAGAUUGGUAUAACACUUGAUAUAACAUGGGCAAAACCUUACUCCGCCAGUGCAGACGAUCUUCAAUCUGUCUACCGAUACCUUGAUUUUGAGUUUGGUUGGUUUAUGAAACCCAUAACGCACGGUGACUAUCCAAGUAUAAUGCGAGAGUUAGUUGGAGAUCGAUUGCCAGUUUUUAAUGAAACUGAAUCCAACUCUUUAAAAGGAUCUUAUGAUUUUAUUGGUAUAAACUACUAUACUUCAACUUAUGCCUCUGCCAAUGUCAUAGUUGAUCCUGAUCCGACUCAUAUUCGAUAUACAACCGAUAUGUCUGUUAGUUUGACGAAGUGUGAUAUAAAUGGACAAAGCAUUGGUUUCCAGGCUUCUCCAUCUUGGUUGUAUGUUGCUCCUGAAGGAUUUGAAACCGCUCUAAUAUAUGUCAAAAAUGAAUAUGGGAAUCCAAUCAUUUAUAUAACUGAAAAUGGAAUUGGUGAUCCGGUAGGUCUUUCUCCAUCAGAUGCUCUUAAAGAUAUAUGGAGAAUAUCAUAUCAUACUCUGCAUUUGUGGAAACUGCUUAGAGCAAUUUGUGAUCACAAAGUCAGAGUAAAGGGGUAUUUUGCUUGGUCAUUCAUAGAUAAUUUUGAAUGGACAAAUGGGUAUACCGUAAGAAUGGGGUUCUAUGCUACAGAUACGAAGCUGAUAAGAACUCCAAAAUGGUCUGUUAAUUGGUUUGAGAGAUUCUUGAAACACAAUAAUGCCAUUGGUGGUACCAAAUACAGUUUUCCACUGUAUUUAAAGGAUAAACAAAAAAAUUAAGAUACAUAUAUAUUUAUUCUUAUUUAGGGGAUAAACAAAAAACUUAAGAUAUAUAUGCUCUGUUUUGAAGGAAUGUUUGUAAUAAUUGUAUCCGUUUAAAAUUAGAUGAGUUUAUAGCGUGAAAAAAUAAUGGCAUAUAGGAUUACAUCUUUUUGGGAUAUAAUCAAAGUUGAUAUUAUUAAAGCUACUCAGGAGGCCUUCACUUCUGGUAAGAUUCUGAGACAAACUAAUGCUACUUCUAUUAUUGUUGUGCCUAAAA
Mercurialis annua (annual mercury) is the source of this 1805-nucleotide messenger RNA. RefSeq names its product beta-glucosidase 24-like. Gene Ontology annotation, molecular function: beta-glucosidase activity. Gene Ontology annotation, biological process: carbohydrate metabolic process. NCBI's taxonomy places the organism in Eukaryota, Viridiplantae, Streptophyta, Magnoliopsida, Malpighiales, Euphorbiaceae. The coding region runs from base 11 to 1546 and encodes 511 amino acids. The transcript is spliced from 13 exons. The record is from RefSeq and is a predicted model, not a curated record.